This is a messenger RNA of Ornithodoros turicata, 1011 nucleotides long. RefSeq lists its product as uncharacterized. The coding region runs from base 78 to 968 and encodes 296 amino acids. The transcript is spliced from 10 exons. NCBI's taxonomy places the organism in Eukaryota, Metazoa, Arthropoda, Arachnida, Ixodida, Argasidae. The record is from RefSeq and is a predicted model, not a curated record.
CGACGAGGUGCCUGGUACUUAAUAGGGUGCAGAUUCUCAUUCCCCACAAGCUCCACCAACGAGUUGCCACUGUCAUUAUGAAGGUCCUCGCUUGUCUCGUUGUAGCUUUCUAUGUUACUGGGAGUGGAUCCACGAAGUUGCCGAAGAAGAUACAGUUUGGGACAUACGUGUUGUAUGACACCAGCCUCAUGAAGAGGAGCACAACUGGCAUAGGAGUGUACACGAAGCGUCUCUUCAAUGCGAUAAAUGCGAGAUUACCAUUCAACGUCACCGAAACGCAGAUUGAACUGGUGUUGGUCGGGAUGAAAGAAGUUGCGGAUAACGCCAUCGUUCGAGACCCUAACGCAUUCGGCUACAUAUCUGGCGUGCCGGAAUCGCUGCAUUUGUAUCUGAAGAAAGAGAGUGAUCAGGACAUACAGAAUGCUGAUAUUCUGCUGUAUAUCAGCGGGGCAAUUCUCAGGGCAGCCAACGUCGAGGGAAAGUAUUACAAGGCCUGGAGUCCAAGCGGCACAAUUUGCACACCCAACAAGGGAGUGGCAGCUGGCUUAUAUAAUCCAGACUUUGACAAGAUGGAAAGUAUCAUGUUCGGCAUUCUCAGACUCCUGGGAAGUGAUGAGAUUGGCGGGGUCGCAGCAAAUCUGAGGACCAAAUCCGAAAGUUGUUUGAGGAAGAAACCGCAAGGUGUGUACAGCAACGUGACCAAGCUUCCAGGACAUGGCCUGGACGGAACCGCCUAUUGCAUAGAGUUUGCAGACAACAACGAUGAGUUCUCCUUAUGCGAGACUCUUAACGAUGGCUGCACCCUAAGUUGCUGUUGGAACAACGAGAAGCGAGAAUUCCGAAGAACUUCAGCGCCAGAUGGCUUCAAAUGCGGGAGUGGAACGGAUAAGAUGUGCUUCAUGGACAAGUGUGUACCACGCAAAUUUCUCAAGAGGAAGGGCUCGAAGAAGACGCCCAGAAAGGCAUAAUUCUUACGCUACACCAGUCAAUAAAAAUGGGUUCCAUCCGCAA